Molecule: messenger RNA, 1848 nt
Organism: Fonsecaea nubica
Lineage: Eukaryota; Fungi; Ascomycota; Eurotiomycetes; Chaetothyriales; Herpotrichiellaceae
Exons: 5
Coding region: 1-1848 (615 amino acids)
Source: RefSeq, a predicted model, not a curated record
AUGCGCUUCUCUACAGUUGCAGCCGGCUUCGCGGUCUUUGGUUCCGUCGUCGCUGAAGAUCUCCUCUUCUUAGACGAGCUUGUCGGGAACGAGGAAGAGCAUGCUGUUGCCCUCGGGUUCACGACUAAAGUGGUCACAGAAACAGAAUGGCGUGCCAUGAAGACAUCUGACUUUGCGGCCUUCAAAGCAAUCAUCAUCGGUGAUCCUUUCGGCUCUGGCGAUGUGAGUCUGAUUCAGGUCCUGGAAGACACAAACACCAUUUGGGGUCCUGCUGUCACCGGCAAUGUCAUUAUCCACGGUGCCGAUCAAUCCAACCACGACAAUUGGGGCGUCGCUGGGGCCUCUGUGCUCAUUGACAACAGUAUCAAAUUUGCAGCCGCGGGUGUCUCUCCAUCGGGUUCCUCCCAGACCGGAUUCUAUCUCUCCUUGUCACAGUACUAUAACACCGCAGCCCUCGAUACUCCUGUACCAGCACUGUCCUAUUUUGGUGACUUCAAGGUGUUUGGCCAAGACAACAAUGGUGCAGGAGGGUACAAUGAUAUCCAUAUUGUGGCCUCGUCUCCCGCAAUCGACACCCUUACCGACGAGGAUCUGUCAAACUGGUCCUUCAGCACCCACGAAGCGUUCUCGUCGUAUCCCUCUGUUGGACAGAAUGGGUUUCAAGCCCUGGCAAUUGCAGACGGCGUCAUUACCACCGGCACCCAGAACUAUGGUGAUGGCCAUUCAGGAUUGCCUUACAUUCUAAGCCGUGGUGCAACACCCGCCGGCUGCGGUGAUGGCAAGUUUGAUCCCUCUCUCGGCGAAGAGUGCGACGACGGCAACACUGCAGACGGUGAUGGCUGUUCCAAGAGUUGCAAGUGCGAGAGCGGCAUUGCUAAUGGAGAUGGUACUUGUGGUUCCGUCACAACUACCAGCAGCUCAACUACUUCUGCCACGACCUCGACGUCAUCGUCAAGCACGACCACGACCUUCACAACAUCUGUCCUGACCACCACAUCCAAGACCUACUCAAACACGACUACUUCGUCGACAAGCCCGAGACCUACGACAACCACGGCCUCCCCGGUGACGGUAACGACAUCGAAAAGAGCCUGGACUGCUCCGCCCUACGUCACGCCCUCGAUCCCUCGAUCACAGUGCAUCGGCAUUGAGAUCAUCGUGUCAGUGACCGAAAUUGAGCAGUGCAGCACCAUUGACCCUACCAGCACAAUCACGUACACCACCACGAGCGUGGUCUCGACCUACCAGAAGCCCAUCUUCAACACGCCCAUCCCAUCCAUGCCAUGCUACGUGUGCGCCUUCCAGUCCCAGGGAAUCACCGUGACGGACUUCAUCACGGCGACAACGACUCAUUGCCCAUCCAAACCCACUGCGGCCCCGGCAGUUGUGUACCCAUGCUCGACGUGCCAGGGCACCACCUUGACGGAAUCGUGCCCGUGGAAAGUCACCCCGACAGCACCCCUUCGGCCCUUCACCACCUACGGACCUGCCAACCAUGAAGAAGGACACGGCGGAGGAUACCCGCACGGCGGCCCCAGCAACUCGGCCCCGGCCACGGUCGCUGCCGCCACAGCAGCCACGUACGGCGGUGGUGCGGCUGGUUCUUCGCCGCCAUAUGUUCCCGGCGGUGCGUCCCCUUCGGCAUACACGCCAGCAAACACCCCCGUCGCAGCGGCGACCGCGGCCUCGCCUACACCCACGCCCGCGAUCUCUAGCUAUGCCCCUGCCCCUGACGCGACGUCCCUGGUCGCUGUCUACACCGGCGCCGCUGCCUCGAGACCUACAGGUGGUAUCGCCUUGAUGGGAGCCUUGCUGGGAGCAGGCGCCGUUGCAGUCAUCGCCAUCUAA